CUUCUCUCUCUCACACUCUCAACAUAAAAAAUAAAAAUGCAUUCUUGAAUUCAAUGAAAUCUCACACACUUCACAUCUCAAAUCACUAGGGUUUAAUCGUUGAUUAUUCGCAUUCAUAAUUCACCCACUAUGUUAACGCUUGAUCUCGUCUGAUUUACGUUUAUCAAAUUCAAUUAAUCGCCUCCGUGAUCUUCAAUCCACAUUUCUUCAGCUCAAACUUUCAGAAUUUCCGCCAUUUUCAAAUCCCCCUUCACGUGAGUUUCACUUCUGCCGUGUCAGCUGAUUGAUCACCAUGGCGGCGCCGCGGAGUGUGGUGGUGGAAGCGGGCAGCUGGGUGUUGGAUAGGGACGAGGAGAAGAAUUCCGACUCGCCGUCGGAGAAGAAGUUGAAAGCGGAUAGAUUUCCUCUGUCGCGGUGGGAGUUCGCGGUGGCGCUGGGGGUGUUUUUGGUAUUAUCUACUGGAUUGAUGUGCAUCUACCUCACGAUGCCGGCGGCGGAGUAUGAGCUGCUGAAGCUGCCACGUACGCUCUCCGAUCUCCGAUCGCUCAAGGAUCAUCUUGCAAUUUAUGCUCAAUCACACCCAGCAAAGUUCAUCCUUGGUUACUGUUCGACAUACAUAUUCAUGCAGACAUUCAUGAUUCCUGGGACGAUUUUCAUGUCAUUACUAGCUGGAGCACUUUUUGGUGUCGUGAGAGGUCUUUUCUUGGUCGUAUUCAAUGCCACAGCAGGUGCAUCAUCAUGCUAUUUUUUAUCCAAACUGAUUGGCAGGCCUAUUGUCAACUGGUUGUGGCCUGAAAAGCUGAGAUAUUUCCAGUCCGAGAUAGCGAAGCGGAGAGAGAAGCUGCUGAAUUACAUGCUCUUUCUGAGAGUUACUCCGUCAUUGCCGAACCUCUUCAUCAAUCUGGCAUCACCAAUCGUGGAUAUACCAUUCCAUAUUUUCUUUCUGGCAACUCUUGUUGGUCUCGUCCCGGCUUCCUACAUUACUGUCCGAGCUGGGAUUGCUCUUGGUGAACUUAAAUCAGUGAAAGACCUCUAUGAUCUUAAGACGUUUGUCAUGCUUUUCCUCAUUGGGUCGAUUUUAUUACUUCCGGCCAUUUUGAAGAGGAAGAGGGUGUACGAGUGAAGCUCUUGCUUACAAUUACUCUGACCCUCGCGGAGAAGGAGAGAGUGCCUGUAUCCUUGCUUACAGUUACUCUGACCCUCGCGGAGAAGGAGAGAGUGCCCGUAUCCUGGUUUUCUACCUUGACUGAGGUACGAGAUAGGUGAAAAAUCGACGUGCAUUGGAAGUUUGGAACUACAACUCGUACCCUCUGCUUUAGUCUCCUGACACAUCUAACAGAUCCCUUCACCUUGGUUUAUUUGGGUCUGUCUUGUUGCAAGAUAUGUUGAAUUUGUACUCAUAUAUAUCAUACAUCAAAAUCUUGAAUCUGUUAUAGUAGAUUUUAAAUUUUGCUUGGUA
This is a messenger RNA of Salvia splendens (bonfire salvia), 1459 nucleotides long. RefSeq lists its product as uncharacterized. Gene Ontology annotation, biological process: autophagosome assembly. Gene Ontology annotation, cellular component: endoplasmic reticulum. The transcript has 5 exons. The record is from RefSeq and is a predicted model, not a curated record. Bases 293 to 1123 code for a protein of 276 amino acids. NCBI's taxonomy places the organism in Eukaryota, Viridiplantae, Streptophyta, Magnoliopsida, Lamiales, Lamiaceae.